Impatiens glandulifera is the source of this 1368-nucleotide messenger RNA. RefSeq names its product probable inactive purple acid phosphatase 28. Bases 51 to 1223 code for a protein of 390 amino acids. Gene Ontology annotation, cellular component: cytoplasm. Gene Ontology annotation, molecular function: hydrolase activity, acting on ester bonds. The record is from RefSeq and is a predicted model, not a curated record. The transcript is spliced from 4 exons. Lineage: Eukaryota; Viridiplantae; Streptophyta; Magnoliopsida; Ericales; Balsaminaceae.
UCAAUGGAUCUUCCCAAUUUUGGGAAGAAGAAGACCUAAUCUGAGAAUUAAUGAUGGAUCCUACCAUAUCUGGAUCUAGUAAAACUUCGAUUUUCCCACUUCUCUAUCUUACCUCCAUCACUCUCUUCUUGUAUCUCCUCCAAACCCUAGUUUCUGAUCAUUUAACUCUCCGCAAUGACCGCAUCACCCUCAAGAAACAACCGGAUCUUCCACUGCGGUUCCGCGCCGACGGCACUUUCAAAAUACUUCAGGUGGCUGAUUUACAUUAUGGAAAUGGGAUUGUGACUCGAUGUAGAGACGUAUUGCCAUCUGAAUUCGAUACUUGUUCUGAUCUAAACUCGAUUCUGUUUCUGAAAAGAAUGAUUGAAGCUGAGAAACCUGAUUUUGUUGCAUUUACUGGGGAUAAUAUAUUUGGUUCAAGUGCAUCUGAUGCAGCUGAAUCUAUGUUUGAAGUAUUUGGACCUGUAAUGGAGUCUAGAUUACCUUGGGCUGCAAUUCUAGGAAACCAUGACCAGGAAUCUACAAUGACUAGGCAGGAGCUCAUGUUCUUCAUUUCUCUUAUGGAUUAUUCGGUUUCACAAACCAAUCCAUCAUCUAACAAUACCAUUGAUGGAUUUGGCAAUUAUAAUCUCGAAAUAUUAGGUCCUUCAGGUACUCAUUUGGCGAACCAGAGCAUCUUAAAUCUCUACUUUCUCGACAGCGGAGACAGGGCGAUUGUAGGAGGAAUUCGAACAUACGGAUGGAUUAAAGAAUCUCAACUCAACUGGCUCCAUGGCGUUUCUAAAUCAUUUCACCAGGAACAACAAAGAAUUGAAGAGGGUUUCUGUCCUCCCCCAGCAUUGGCAUUUUUCCAUAUUCCGAUAUUGGAAAUGCGUGGGGCGACGGACAUAGUAGGGCAUUACGCAGAAUAUGUUGCGAGUUCGAUAGUACAUUCUGGAGUUUUGGAGAGUUUUGUGAGGAUGGGAGAUGUAAAGGGUGUGUUCAUGGGACAUGAUCAUACUAAUGAUUUUUGUGGGAAACUUGGUGGUAUAUGGUUUUGUUAUGGAGGAGGAUUCGGCUAUCAUGGUUAUGGUAAAGCUGGUUGGCCGAGGAGAUCGAGGGUUAUAAUGGCGGAACUAGGUAAUAAGGGGGGAAAGAUUGGAGUGGAGAAGAUAAGGACAUGGAAGAGGCUUGAUGAUUUGAGAUUGAGCAAGAUUGAUGAACAAGUAUUGUGGGAAAGAUGAAGAAUUUGAUCUAAAAAACAAUUAAAUGCACAUGUAAUGUUUUUUACUUUUGAGUUAAUAGAUCAUAAAAGUUAUUUUCUAGUGUUAAUUGAUUAACUCAACUUCCCAUUUAUAUAAGGAAACCUAUAUUUAAGUCUUUUUUUUU